Pan troglodytes (chimpanzee) is the source of this 3378-nucleotide messenger RNA. RefSeq names its product IQ motif containing with AAA domain 1 (gene DRC11). The record is from RefSeq and is a predicted model, not a curated record. The transcript is spliced from 19 exons. The coding region runs from base 370 to 2841 and encodes 823 amino acids. Gene Ontology annotation, molecular function: ATP hydrolysis activity; ATP binding. NCBI's taxonomy places the organism in Eukaryota, Metazoa, Chordata, Mammalia, Primates, Hominidae.
GCGGAAUGCGGGGGGCGGGGGGGGGGGCAGGCGGAAGGCAAUGCGCAGGCGCGGCGUUGCCGUUGCUAGGGCCGCGUCGCGCCCACCUGAGUGGCCGAAGUGAGGUUCGCGUGUCUCUGGGUCGCGACGGGAAGGAGUGAAACACCUCUCUGCGCCUGCGCGCUCCGUGCCUGCGAAGCAAACCCGGCCUCACCUUUUCCUGCCCGAAGCAGAAGAUUAUCGCAGUUCUGGUUUCUCCCUCCAGAAGACCCCCCCCUCCCCCAGUCCUCUGUAGCUCCUGGUAGUGCCCUGACCCCUGCUGCCACCGUCCUUCAGAGAGCAACGGAAGAGCUUCCGGGAGGGCGAGGAAAAGAGGGAAAGUAGCCAGCAAUGUCGAACGCAAUGUAUAAUAAGAUGUGGCAUCAGACCCAAGAAGCCCUCAGUGCUUUACUCGAUAAAGAGCCUCAGAAGAUGAUUGAACCACAAAGAAAUCAGGUUUUCAUCUUUCAAACAUUAGCCACCUUCUACGUAAAGUAUGUGCAGAUCUUUAGAAACCUAGAGAAUGUCUACGACCAGUUCGUCCACCCCCAGAAACGAAUACUGAUCAGGAAAGUCCUGGACGGGGUGAUGGGCCGCAUCCUGGAGCUGAAGAACGAGAUGGUGGAGCUGGAACUCACGGAGUUCCAUUAUUUCGAUGAUAUCCUGCAGGAUCUCAAGCUGGCCCCCCAACAAUUAGAUAUUCCCAUACCCAAGUAUUUUUUGAAGGAGAAGUUGGAAGUAAUAAAAGGAAGAGAGAAAAUUCUUGCUCAGAUAUUAGCGGACAGCGGAAUAGAUACAUCUGACAUGAAAUACCCUGUAAAGAGUAUCCCUUUCGAUGAGGCUGUUAAAUUAAUCCAGAUUGCUGAGAGGGCACGGCAAGGUCGCCUAAGGGCGUUAUUCAUGAAGCAAAUCUAUCUGCAAGAAUAUAGAGCAAAGCAAUCCAAGAUGCUUGGCAAGAAAGUGACAGAUACCUGGGCUGCUGCACUCCGCAUUCAGAAGGUUUGGCGACGUUUCCAUCAAUGUAAGGAAACUGAAAAACUGAGAGAAGAGGAGAUGAUCUUCCUGGGUAUGAAUCCACCUCCUCUCUUUAAUGAAGUCAGUGCUACAGUAAUCCAGGCUGAAAAGGUGGACCACCUGCGGAAUGAGGUGCAGAGAAAGCAUGAAGAGGACUACAGGGAAGCCCUGGUUACCAUCAAGAAUGACCUAAAGUUGAUAGAAGGCGUGGAUAUCAAGGAGAACCUUCAAGACCAGAUCCGGCAUUGGUUCAUCGAAUGCAGAAAUUUAACCGGGACAUUUCCUGACUACCCUGACGUUGAAGAAGGAGGGUCAGCUAUUAUUUUUUCUGACAAGACCAUACAACAGGUUAUUGAGGAUAUCAUUGCAAACCAAGAGGAAGAAGAAAAAAACAAAAAGAAGAAGAAGAAAAAGGAAAAACAACCCAAGAAAGCCAAAAAACAAAAGAAAGGAACAAAGGAGAAAAAUAAGGAAGAAGAUGAAAAAUGGAAAAUGUCACCAAGUCUUUUUCUUCCUGCAAUGAAGGAAGGAUGUAACGCAUACAAAGAAAUCUGGAUGAAAAAAGAUGAGUCUUGGAAUUUCUCUCAGGACUAUGAUCCAGAACUGAUCAAAGAGGAGAAACGGAAGGAAUUACAGUCAGAGAUCAGGAUACAGGUUGAUGAGUUGAUGAGACAGGAACUUAAAAACUUAAAGCUAGCUGUGGACAGAGAAAGGGAGCGCCCAGUGAAAGCAGGAAAGAAAAAGGACAAGAAGAAAGGAAAGAAAGGCAAAAAGAAAGAGAAGGCAGAAAAGAAGGAUAAAGAUCUGACAGCUGACAGGACCAUUGAGUCUCUGUAUAAGGAACUGGUGGAAGAAGGAUUACUGAUCCAGGCUCUGAAAGUCAACCUCUCUGAUUACAUUGGUGAGUACAGCUACCUGGGGACUACUCUUCGCCAGGUGUCCAUAGAACCCAUGCCCUCCCUCCUGGAUGUCAGACAGCUCAUCACAUUGUACGGAAUCUGGCCAUUAGGUUCUGCAGCAGUGCAUGAGAAAGCUCCUUUGGUGAAAUCGCUACUGUUAGCCGGGCCGUCUGGGGUAGGGAAGAAAAUGCUGGUCCAUGCCAUCUGCACCGAAACGGGAGCCAACCUCUUCAACUUGUCCUGCUCUAACAUUGCUGGGAAAUACCCUGGCAAAAAUGGCCUCCAAAUGAUGCUGCAUGCAGUCUUCAAGGUGGCUCGACAGCUCCAGCCCUCCGUGGUGUGGAUUGAAGACACAGAAAAAACCUUCUACAAAAAAGUUCCCAACGCAGAAAAGAUGAAUGAACCUAAACGCCUGAAAAAACACCUUCCCCAAAUCCUGAAACUCCUGAAACCAGAUGACCGGAUUCUGAUUGUGGGGACCACACGGCGUCCCUUCGAUGCUGAACUCCAAUCUUUCUGCAAAGUUUACCAGAAAAUUAUUUUGGUGCCCAGACCAGACUAUGCUUCCAGAUACGUUCUGUGGAAGCAAAUCAUUGAACGCAAUGGAGGAGUCCUCACCAGUGCCUUGAAUGUCAGCUGCCUGGCGAAGGUCACUGACGGCUUCACCCAAGGACAUAUAGUCGAAGUGGUUAAAGGCGUGCUCACAGAUCAGAGAAUCCGGCGGCAAAUUCAUAAACCUCUCACUGCAGUUGAGUUUAUUACAGCGAUAACCAGCAUGAAUCCAGUGUACAAAGAGGAAGAAGAGAGCUUCAAGAACUGGUAUGCCAAAACUCCUCUGGGUAAAAAACGUGCCUUGGCGAUAACAGGAGGCAGCACAGAAAAGGCAAAGGACAAAGGGAAAAGGAAAUAAAAGAAAGAGAAAAAGGCAAAAAAGAAAAAGUAAUGCCUUUCUGAAGAACCAUGCUUGAGUCUCUCUGGGAUGGAGAGGACCCCAACUCGCCAAAGAAAAGAUUCACCAUUGCCCACCUGAAGAAGCCCUCAGGGGAAGGAACUUAGCAGUGUGCAGGUGAGCUGAUGCCGCAAACCCGCUAACCACUGCGUGUGCUGUUAUGCCUUUCCCAGGCUGGACACCUAGCUGGGUGUUCAUCAUAACUUUCCACAGCUUUAAUCCACGCCAAGUUUGUAUAUAACUGAAAUUCACUCUUGACACCCUCCACAGUCUUUCCAAGUUGGACUCUUCCUCUCAUCAGUACUAGUUGUCAAAUUUAAAAUGUGACAGUUAAAGAAUAUUCUAGUUUGACAAUUAGUAAGCAAUGAGUAUAUCAUCAGUACACUAGCUUUUUAUUAAUCCAUGUACACUGUAUAGUAUCUUGCAUCUAUUUUAAUAAAUUAAUUAUUUGCUCUAGUAAUAGAUUUUAUAUAAUGAAAUAAAGCUGUUGUCCUUGAA